UUUGUUCUUUUCAUCUUUUCUCUGUUUGUUUUCUAGCCAAUUAUACUAACAACAACUUCCAGCCCCACUAAACGUAACAACAGCACCAGCGCCAACCUCCACUAAAUACACAAUAGCAAAAUUUACCAAUUUCAAUUCCCAUAACAACAACUUUAUAAAAACCAAAACAAACAGGAAGAGGACAAACACAAAAGCAAAGCAGCAGCAAACAUGAAUCGCAUCAGUACUGCCGUGUAUCGCCAUUGGAAUGCGUCAUUAGUGAACAUUUCCCAGGCGAAUACUAGCCGGAGUUGUAGACGUACAGCAGUGUCCUUGAUCAACGGCAAACGUGAAAUGUCAACGACAUCGUCGCAAAACGCCGCUACAGCGGAAAAAUGUCUGUCGCUGGACAACAUCAAUCCUCAAUUCAUUGAAUUGGAGUAUGCUGUGCGCGGACCGCUGGUCAUACGUGCUGGCCAAAUUGAAAAGGAGUUGGCGCAGGUAAGUGGUGUCCUGAGUGUCAAAUGAAAUACAUAUACAUAU
This is a messenger RNA of Rhagoletis zephyria (snowberry fruit fly), 522 nucleotides long. Its product is annotated as alanine aminotransferase 2-like. NCBI's taxonomy places the organism in Eukaryota, Metazoa, Arthropoda, Insecta, Diptera, Tephritidae. The record is from RefSeq and is a predicted model, not a curated record.